CUUCUACUACUUCUCUAUCGGAAAGUAAGCUGCAGAAGCUUCAUAAUUCUGUUCAACUGUUAUUUUUUCCAAAUUCAACUUCUACAACUUGUCAUCUAUUCCUCAAAACACGAAAGUACAACAUUACAGCUGCGUCUCGCACUCGCUACUUCGUUCAAGCUUCAUCAUCGUAGUUUACCUUCAACUGAAAGUGAUUUUUAGUUUUACUCUCUCCGACUACAAACCGGGACUUGUUCGUCACCCACUUCUUUAUCAUUCUUGUCACUAACACUAUUACCUUUUGUGGAAAUCGAGAAAAUGAAAAUGCCGGGUCAAGAACACCAAG
Messenger RNA from Amoebophrya sp. A120, 325 nucleotides. The record is from the annotation of a GenBank genome assembly. Lineage: Eukaryota; Dinophyceae; Syndiniales; Amoebophryaceae.